Molecule: messenger RNA, 375 nt
Organism: Dentiscutata erythropus
Lineage: Eukaryota; Fungi; Glomeromycota; Glomeromycetes; Diversisporales; Gigasporaceae
Source: the annotation of a GenBank genome assembly
AAGAAAUUUGCUAAAAAUUGGGAAAUACCAAAAGAAUUUGGAUUUGAAGAACAUGAAGUGACAGAAAAUGUGUUGUUGGAAUUAAAAACAGAUGAACUUUAUAAAGCAGGUUUACCACUUUUGGUUGCAAAAAAGUUUGAAACCUCUAUUAAGGAUCUUAUUGAACUAAUGACUUUUUGUAUUCAAGUCUAUUAUGAUGAAGGUGUAAAGUUUGAAAAAUAUACAAUGUAUAAUGAUGAUGAAUUUCAUGACUUUUUGAAAACAAUUAAAGUAAAGAGAUUGGAAUCUAUUGAUGAUAAUAGUAAGACUACAAAGUUACCUGGCCAAAAAGUUGAAGAUCAGGAUCAGGCAAUAGAACAAAAAACAUUAUUGGCU